AUGACUGUUAUCUGUAUUUGUGGAAAGCGAAUUGUUCUUAAAUCAAAAUAUAAUGAAGCAUAUCUUGAUUCUCAUGUUAAUGGACCAAGAUGCAAUUGGUCUAGUGGAAUACAUGCUAUAACAGAGUUUUUUGCUCCAGCAGAAAAGACUGUAAUUCCAAAACAAAAGCAUAUACUUUAUAUAUUUCUAGAAAAUACUCCAGUUCGAUAUGCAUUGCUUAAUAAAGAUCAACAAGAACAAUUAAAUCAUGCUGAAAGAAUGCAAGCAAAAUGGAAAAUUGAAGGAAAAGCAGUAUAUGCACAGAAUUGUGAAAAUUAUACUUCAAAUAUUUCAGAAGUUUGUAAUCAGUGCACUUCUAUUAAUUCAGACCAAAAUGCUUUAAAUAAGAGACUAGCCAUUAAAGAAAAUAAAAAAUUUACACCUAAAUCUCAUCUUAGCUCACAUCCACUUAGCAAUUAUCUUUCUAAUUCUGAUAUUGUUAAACUUUCAAGACUUACAAAAUCUGAUAAUAAUCAUUCUGUUUCAUUUUGGAAAACACUUGCUAAAAUGGGUGAAUGUGUUGCUUUUAAUAAAAAAAGGGCUUUUGAAGGCCUGUGUGAAGUUAUGGUUGAAAUAACAAAAUGA
Molecule: messenger RNA, 624 nt
Organism: Cetraspora pellucida
Lineage: Eukaryota; Fungi; Glomeromycota; Glomeromycetes; Diversisporales; Gigasporaceae
Source: the annotation of a GenBank genome assembly